CAUAAGAGUUCAUUUUUUUUUUCAGAUACUUCUACUUGUGUCGCACUACCUGCCUGCGGAGAUGCUGGAGGGUUGUGCAUUUCUCCUUCUGAAUCGGGCAACUGCACAGGUGUUCUCGACCCCAAUGGCUGCCUUGGAGAAGGCUGCUCAUGUUGCAUGGGAGGUUGCGACGAGACGAACAAGUGCACAGCUGCCGGAGGCUACUGCUUCCGAAAGGACGGUCCCCACGUGUGCCCUGGGAAGGUCUUCAAAUUCUGUGGUAAUGGGAACUGUCGCUGUUGCGUGGAUCCUCACGGGCACGGGCACGGACAUGGGCAUGGGCACGGGGACGGACACGGGCAUGGGCACGGACACGGGCAUGGGCAAGGGCACGGACACGGGCAUGGGCACGGGCACGGACACGGACAUGGUCGGUAAUGGAGAGGAUUCAAACCCUUGCAACCAGAUGAGUGAGAAGUGGCGUUGUCCCCUGCUAGACUGAGAACCAUUAAUUAUGAUUACUAAUUUGACUGAAAACAUUCUUUUCAUCCUAAUUAUAAAUCGAAGAAUCUUAAAUUGAAAACUUUUGUUAUUUCUUAAAUAUGUUUUAUGAUUAUUCUGCAAAUAAAUUUAG
This is a messenger RNA of Macrobrachium nipponense, 613 nucleotides long. Its product is annotated as putative per-hexamer repeat protein 5. The transcript has 3 exons. NCBI's taxonomy places the organism in Eukaryota, Metazoa, Arthropoda, Malacostraca, Decapoda, Palaemonidae. The record is from RefSeq and is a predicted model, not a curated record. Bases 62 to 481 code for a protein of 139 amino acids.